Oryza sativa Japonica Group (Japanese rice) is the source of this 4258-nucleotide messenger RNA. Lineage: Eukaryota; Viridiplantae; Streptophyta; Magnoliopsida; Poales; Poaceae. The record is from RefSeq and is a predicted model, not a curated record.
AAAAUGCCCCUUACUUUCUCCAUCGACAGCUCUAUCCCAGGAAGCCACAAAGCCAGCUAGCACCACCAUGAUUUUGCCUCCCUCUCGAACAGUUCCAUAGCGAGUGUGUCCCCUUGUUGGCGACGUUGGAUAUGGAAGUGAGGGGUCAGAGGAGGAGCAUGCUGCCCAUCUCCGCCGGAUCUGGACUCCCCUCUGCGGUGACCUCUCUCCCCAGGCGGCAGCGUUCGGAUCAGCCCCUCAGCAGACGUGAGGCGCGAGCCAUCGGCAGAGGGCUCCAUGGCGGCGGUGUCCUGGCCUCCUAGGGGUCGGCGGAGUGGCCUCGGUGACGGCGUAUCUUGUGCCGCUGGCACUCACCUCUCCCUCGCCAUCUUCCUAGCCUCCGCCACCACUGCCCCUCCUCGUCGGACGACGAGCUUGAUGGUGGCGGCGCAAGAGCAAGCCAGGGUCAGUCGUUCCUUACACCCCUUGCCUUUGCCCCCCACUCGCCAGAUGGCGAGCUAGAUGGUGCCGGCGCCCCUGCUCUCCUUUCUUGGCCGGCCAUGAGGUGGGGUGGCAGAUUGGAAGAAGGGGGCGACAACCUCGACGACGGCUGCACACAUCAGCGGUGGAGCGGAUCUAGAGUGGCCACGGGACAGUAUAGCGAUAUUGGAACCAAGGACUAUACAUCUAAAUUAUCAGUGUACUGAGGUUCAUGAUAGUGCUCUGCUGAAGAAUGUGGAGAUUAUUGCAAAAAGACUCACUAAUGCAUCCGUGAUUUAAGGUACUUCUGGUAGCAUUGGAGUCUAUAAAAUUUCCCUACACAUCUUUGAUUUAAAAUAUUUUGCUUUAUGCAUGUGUAUAGAAUUGGAGCCUUUCUCAACAAUAAUAUAAGCUUAUGAACAUGAAAUUCUGAAAGAUCAUCAAGAUAUAUCUUUCUUAAUCUAAAGAGUUAUGAUGAUCAGGUCAAUUUUUUUUUCAGAAUUAAGUUUAGUUGCAUGGCUAAAUUGGAACCUAUUGUACUUGCUAUGCCCCGUUGUAAUGCUUUGGAAUUUUUAAGAGCUCCAUACUGAUGUCUGCUGAUCUGGAUUGGUAUAAGUGUUGGCUAUGACAUUGUUUUCAGGCAAUUGGCAAUGUCGUGCUGCAUUGUGAACCUUCUUCUUAUCACCCUUUGAUGGGUUGGAGGUAUAGAAUCGAGAUGAUUGCCAAAAAUAUUCCGGUAAUUACUGCCAAUAAAUAAGAAUAAAAGCAGAGCGGACAUAAGGUAAAAAGAAAGCAGAAAGACAUUCAUCUAGUCGUGUUGUAUUUACUUGGUUUUUAGAGCAUGAUAAACAUUAAGGUUCUUAGAGCAUGAUAAAAAAUUGCAAUAAUUAAACGAUGGUUCAUCUGUCUGCACAGUUAAUGUUUUUCUGCAUAAAAUUGCUCUUGCUGCAAUUACCAAUACUUUUUCUUUCUUCUAGUAAUAUAUAAAGCCACUUAAAAAAGAGAUUUUCAUGUUUGGGUUUGCAACUCCUAGAUUUUGUGGUGGUAUGUUAUGAAAAUAGCCGCUGAGCAACUGAAAUGAAAAUAUGCCUGUUGCUAACUUGCUAUAUGUUUCUGCAUGGACAGAAAAAAGACCUUGGGUAGUUUUAUUCAAUAUUAAUCUUAUAAAUCUAAUGAAAUUGAAAUUGCAUUCAGGGUUGAGUUCAUUGAUAACCUGGAAUCGACAUUAAUUGGAGGUGGCUUGACAUCCUAGAGGAAGAAGAGCCUUGUGAUCUAUAUCUUCUUGUGCGCUUCUAUUAUUUGUAUUGCCUGUAAUCAUAUUUGUGUAUUUUGUCCUGCGAGAAAAAUCUAUAAAAUCACGUUAGUGGGAGUGCUAGCUAAAUAUAGCGGAAACAAAAGCGGGAUAGAAUCUGACUCGGGAUAGAAUCGGGAUAGAAUCUAACUCCUGACUUGGGCUGCGCAAACAGGAGCAGGAAAAGGUGUGGGCGAACCAACCUGACUCGUAUGCGAUAUUGUUUUCUUGCGUGAACCUGGUAAACCUGGACUCUGUUUUUUUGUAUGUAUAUUUUGUGUGUGAACUGGACUCCUGUGUUUUUUGUGCGUGAACCUGGACUACUGUGUUUCUGUGCGUGAACAUGGUGAACAUGGAUUCCUGUGGUUUUUUUCUUUUGUAUAUAAAAAACCGGGCCCAUCAGAAUCAACGGUUGGAAAAAAACCGGGCCCACAAAAAAAUUGGACGCGGUGGGGAAUAUCCGGGCCCACCAAAAAACAAUCGGACAAAAAAAUCGGACAAAAACCACACGUAAAAAAACCGGAAUCUGAUAAAAACCGGCCAAAAAAACCGCGCGUGAGAAAAAUACCGCGUGUGAAAAAAAAUUGACGGACGAAAAAACCCUACCGAAAGCCUUACUUAUUUUUUUAAGUAGGUAUAUUUUAAGUAGGUAUAUAGAUUGAUUAAAUUUGAAGUAGUUUGAUUUUGACCAAAUUCAAAAUGAACUUAUAACGAAAAACGGAGGGAGUAUUCAAUUGCACAAGUAUGUAUACUGAUUGCUGCAUGCAAGCAUCCGACUGACACUCAUACGUACAGAGGAGAUAGAUAUCGGCAGGAGCUUGCCGUUGGGCGAAAUAUUAAGCUGGGCAGCAAUAUUGGUAUUGUUUCGAAAAAAAAAACAUUUUACUAGUGUGGCUGUGGGCUGUGGCCGAGGCCCGUACAGAACGGCCCAAGCGCCCGCCUGUGGCUGAGAUUUCUUAAACCCUAGACGUUCAGCAAUCUCAUACUCCCCCAAAGUAUGAGAUUUCUUCUCACUUCUCCGACCUUGCACCCGCCUCAGCUGAUCAGGACGAGGUACUCCUCCUUCCUUCCUCACAAAGUCACAAUUGUUUCCGAUCCAAAGUUUGAGUUUCGGUUGAUUGAAAGACGAUGAGCCUCCCGCGGCGGUUUCUGAAUCUGAUCGUGGAGAACGGGGCGGAUCCUGGCAUCAGAUCACUUAGCUGCAUCGACUUGACACGCUACCCACUCUUUCACCCACCGUUACCAACGGCAACAACAAUGGAAGCGUGCAGCAGCAGCAGCAUUAUUUCGCAGCAACAACAGACUGCUGAUGCCUUCAAUACGAAGAACAAACAUGCGGAUGGGGCAGCGUUUAUGGUGCAGGAGAAGUUCCAGCUUCCCGACCCAAUCUUCAGCUUCAAAGCUCAAGCGGCUGAUCCUGAUUACGGGUGGAAUAUCGACUGCUUCCCGCUUGCAGAUCGCAAGGUUGUCUGCGUGGACCAGUCUGGCCGCGCAUUCCUCUUCGACGCCGACACAGACCAGGUGGUGACAAUGCCAAGCCUCAACAAACCCAAGUGGAGGCCCUUCUCCCUCUUCGUCCCCGGCACGGACAACGACGGCGGCGAUGGUGAAGGCAACAGUCUCUACAUCAUGGAGAAAAGCCCCAAAUCAGAGGCGGGGUGUAGCGCGCGGUGCAUCGAUCAGUUCGAGGCCUUUGUCUACCGCAAGCCCACGGUGACAGCGUCGUUCAUGUCGUGGUACUGCCAGCUGCUCCCGCCACCGCCAUACGUCCGCGAUUACGCCUACAGCCAGAGACGCCAUCGAAUCACAUCCUAUGCCGUGGUUGCCGGCGAUGACGACGGUUCGUGGCGCAUCCUCGUAUCGGCUGAGGACGCAGGAACCUACUGUUUGGACGUGGCCAGCAACAUGUGGAGUCGAGUGGGCGAGUGGACGCUACCCUUCUUGGGCAAGGUCGAGUAUGUUCCCGAGCUCAAGCUCUGGUUUGGCCUCUCUGCCGAGGACCAGCUGUUGGCUGCUGCUGAUCUGUCAGCCAUGGAUUCCCAGCCAGAGCUAGUUAGCAGUUGGAAGGAACUUGAACAAAACAGGGUAUGGCAGGUAACACAGGAUCCUCAACUUGUUAACCUGGGCUCAGGCAGGUUCUGCAUCGCAAGGUUCAUUGAAAAACUGGAGUUGGGUGGCGAUUUUGACAAUAAAUUGACUUGGCAGGAUUUUGUAAUCUUGACCGGUGUGGAGGUAACCAAGGUUGUGAAUCACGGCAAUUGCAGCGGAAACAGAAAUGGGAGAGUGGAGCUUCAAAUGACCACGCACAAGUCGCGAUUUCACUUGGCUAAUGGGGCUUACAUUGAUGCUGUGUUCUGAAUAAUGUUGGGGUUUUGUUUUCAAGACUCCCUGUUCUAUCCGUUAGGUGUAUCAUCAGAAUAUUUUUGCGAUUUGAUUGUCAGAAACAACUAUAUUAUUGUGACUUAAUUGUCAUAAACAACUCAGAAUCAUGUAGAUUUCGGACUUGGA